UUGGAGAAAAGCAGCAACAGUAAAGAAGGCUUUCUCUUUGCCGGUGUUAAAAGCCACAGGCUUGUCAAGAUGGAAAUGGGAUACCAAGAAACACCUCCACCAUACCCUGGCACAGCCAUGAACUAUGGGCCUCCAUCAUACCCUGUCACAGCCAUUAACUAUGGGGUUGCAGUGCAACAACCUAUGGUGUACCCGCCACCUAGUGCAGGACCACAACCUGUUGUAAUACAUGAAGUACAAACUACUACAGUGACUCAAGCGGUGGUAAAAACUUCACUGCAAGACACUUCAGCACAAGCUGUGUGCCCCCGCUGUCAGCGCACAGUGGUCACCGAGGUAGAGCACACCCCAGGCCUGUUGUCAUGGGCCAUCUGUGGAGGCAUCAGCGUCAUUGGGUGUUGUUUCUUCGCCUGGAUACCAUUCAUUGUGGACGCCUGCAAGGAUGUCAAGCAUCUCUGCCCAAAUUGCAACACAGUCAUUCAUGUUUACAAGCGAAUGUAAAAUGCUUCUGAUUGAGAAUCUUAUGCAGAUAAAACAGUGAAUGCUUUGGACAAACUAAACUUUGCAAAUGCUAUAUGGGGUCUCAUAGGUACUGUAUUAUGAUGUAUGUCUUUGCCAUGGAAAAUGAGACUGAUAAAUUGUUCAUUUGCAACAAACCUUUAAUGCAGUGCUUCUCAAUUAUUUUCUGCUUGCCCCCCGCCCUCUAGGAAGACAUAAACGUUUGGCGCCCCCCCAACUCUCUGCCGCCACUGUAAAUAGUAUCGUUUGUCAAUAAAAUUAUCAUUAUAAGUACACCUCUGCAUAACAUUGUGUCCUUUUUAAUUUUAAAGAAAGAAAAAGUAAUAUAGAUCAGCGUACAAUAAAGUGUAAUGUUAUCAACAUUUUUUGUUGAGAACAUAAAAGACUUAAAGCGCAUCACUUAGCCUGAAUUAAAAAAAAAAAGUCACAUCCAAACUGUAAAAAUACUCUCAAGGCAUUUUUUUUACCAUUUAAUACUAAAACAUGAAAUUUAAUAAAAUCUAUAAAUAAUAAUAAAUUCAAAGUGAUUAGCAACAUUAACUCAUGAGACCAUAUGCCAAACCAUUUGACCGAAAAAUUUAAUAAAAUAAAACUUUAUUGCUGUAAAUGUUUGGGUGGUUUUAGUGAAAGCAGACACUGUCAUCUGUGUGAUUUUGACAAAGAUCAGAUCAGGCUUUGAUGGAGAUUUUAUGCAGAAAUGUGAGAAAUCAUAAAAAUGUUCAGAUACUUUUUCAUUCCACUAUAAGUGACGUCUUGAUUGAUUUGGCUUCCUGCUGUCCGUUGCAAACAUUUUUUGAUACAGACCAGUCUUUCCUUGUCUCCCACUGUAUUAAAAGUCACAGCCAAAUGCUA
This is a messenger RNA of Corythoichthys intestinalis (scribbled pipefish), 1371 nucleotides long. RefSeq names its product lipopolysaccharide-induced tumor necrosis factor-alpha factor homolog. Gene Ontology annotation, molecular function: zinc ion binding. The record is from RefSeq and is a predicted model, not a curated record. Lineage: Eukaryota; Metazoa; Chordata; Actinopteri; Syngnathiformes; Syngnathidae. Gene Ontology annotation, cellular component: cytoplasmic side of lysosomal membrane; nucleus; cytoplasmic side of late endosome membrane. Bases 70 to 501 code for a protein of 143 amino acids. The transcript is spliced from 5 exons.